Messenger RNA from Schistocerca gregaria, 1751 nucleotides. Its product is annotated as apoptosis-inducing factor 3-like. The transcript is spliced from 2 exons. The record is from RefSeq and is a predicted model, not a curated record. The coding region runs from base 89 to 1657 and encodes 522 amino acids. Gene Ontology annotation, cellular component: cytoplasm. NCBI's taxonomy places the organism in Eukaryota, Metazoa, Arthropoda, Insecta, Orthoptera, Acrididae. Gene Ontology annotation, molecular function: flavin adenine dinucleotide binding; oxidoreductase activity, acting on NAD(P)H; 2 iron, 2 sulfur cluster binding.
UAUUGUGUACAAAUUUACGGAUUUCACCGUUGCGGGUUGUUGCCGUCGAUUGACCUCUCGGGCGUUACCCCAUCCACAAAUCACCAGGAUGAAAGAAGUGAGUUUCGGGCCUGGUAAGAUAUUAUUGUGCAGAAACAAGAAGGGCGAGCUGUCGGCCGUCGGCUCAAAAUGCACGCACUAUGGCGCCAGGCUCGUCACUGGCACCUACGGCGGUGGGGAUCACGUUCGCUGCCCGUGGCACGGCGCCUGCUUCAACACCAAGACGGGCGACAUCGAAGACUAUCCCGCCAUGGCCGCGUUGCCGGUGUUUCAAGUCAGAGUGUCUAACGACGAGAUCAUCGUACGCGCUAACGUCAAGGACGUGCAGUGCGGCAGGCAGAGUACCCCUCUUUUCACCCAAGUCAACGAUAGCCCAUUGUUUGUCAUAGUCGGUGGAGGCGCGGCGGGGUCCUCCUGCGCCGAGACGCUGCGCAAAGCCAACUUCACCGGCCGCAUUGUGGUCGUCUCUAAAGAAAACGUGUUGCCGUACGACCGACCCAAACUGACCAAGGCCAAAUCUAUAAAACCGGAAAACAUACUGUUGCAGCCCAAGCAGUUCUGGGAUGACAUCAAGGUCGAGUACCUGCUUGGAACGCACGCGACCGAAGUCGACGCGAGGUCAAAAAUUGUAACUCUGAACACCGGCGAAGUGCUUCAUUAUUCCGCCUGUCUGAUUGCGACAGGCGGGAAGCCACGCAAACUCCCCCUGCCCAACCUGGACGAAGCCAAAAACGUGUUUUAUCUAAGGAGCAUAGAAGACUGCAUGUCCAUUCAAGAUCGGGUGGAUCAGAAGAGAGUUUUGGUCAUCGGGUCCUCUUUCAUAGGCAUGGAGAUAAGCGCGACCAUCCUAGAUAAAGUCUCAAGCGUAUCCAUAGUGAGCAUGGAUGCUGUUCCUAUGGAACGCGUUCUCGGGCCGCAAAUUGGAGAGGCCUUGAAAAAAUUGCAAGAGUCUAAAGGCAUCCAAUUCUAUUUGAAAAAGAACAUCCAAUCGACCAACAUAAACGACGCCGGCGACAUCACGGAUGUCCUGUUGGAUUCGGGCGAGUCGCUGUCGUGCGAUAUAGUCAUCAUAGGCGUGGGCGUCGUUCCAAACACCGACUUCGUCAAAGGACUGGAACUCGAUCCCAACGACCACUCGAUCGUGUGUGACAAAUACAUGAAAGCGUUUGACAGCUUGUACGUGGCCGGAGAUAUCGCCAAAUUCCCACUAAAACUGCUCGACGACGAAUUGGUCCGCAUCGAACACUGGGGCAUGGCUCAAACUCUAGGCUCUACGGCGGCCUGGAACAUGGCCGGCAUCGAGAAGCCAUUGGAAUCAGUCCCCUUCUUCUGGACGUCCAUGUUCGGGAAGUCUGUACGCUACGCCGGACACGCUCGUCACUUUGACCAAGUUAUUUUCGACAUGCCCCCCGAUGGACUAGAACCAUCCGGCAUGAAGUUCAUCGCGUGCUAUUGCGACAAAAACCGAGUGCUUGCCGUGGCGAGCAUGGGAUCCGAUCCAGCGGCGUCUAUCGCCUGCGAGCUCAUGUGUACCAACAAAAUGCCCGACGUCAACACAAUUCAAGACACUAUAAAAAAAGGAGAUUCGCUUAUUUCAUUUUUCAGUUCGCUCCUCUAGCCCUCCUUUUCUCAAUUACCCCGUCCCUUGCAACUCCAAGUACAAACACCUAAUAAACCCCGCCUGGAAACCAUCUGCAUGGCCCUCGCAAUGC